AUGCAAUCAGACCCAUGGAGGCAGGUGAUGUUCUCCGUGGUGCUCGUUGUGCUGAUGCUGCUCCUGCUCAGCUACUGCUGCUGCAUCUACUACAUCCGGCGACGGCGCGAGCGGCGCCGCGCGGUCCUGCUUCGCCGGCGAGAGCACGAGGAGCACCAGCGGAGGCUCCACCGUCUUGAGGAGAUACGGCAGCACUCCCUGUACCUGCUGUUCUACUCGGAGCUCCUCCAGGCCGCCACCGCGUCGGUUCCGAAUGCGGAGCCCGCGGCCGGCAACAACGGCUUCGCCGCAGGAAGCCCCCUCACUGGAAUCCCGCUCGCCACCGCCACAAGUGCCGCGCGACGCCGUAGCGCCGCGUCUUUCGUUGAGCAGGAGGAGACACCUAGAACAAAUCCUUAUCAGCCGCGGCAGACAUCUUACGCUGAGGAGGACUCUGCCUUUCGCUACGGCACCGCCGAGUACCUGGAACGCCCCCCCACUUCCGGGUCCGAGAACAACACGGAAGAGCAAGACUGUGGCGUUGGGUCACUGGGUGCGGUAUGCACGGCACACGCGGCCGGCAUGGGAGCCAAGAAAUAA
This is a messenger RNA of Trypanosoma conorhini, 579 nucleotides long. RefSeq lists its product as uncharacterized. Bases 1 to 579 code for a protein of 192 amino acids. The record is from RefSeq and is a predicted model, not a curated record. NCBI's taxonomy places the organism in Eukaryota, Euglenozoa, Kinetoplastea, Trypanosomatida, Trypanosomatidae. The transcript has a single exon.